This is a messenger RNA of Ectocarpus sp. CCAP 1310/34, 1467 nucleotides long. NCBI's taxonomy places the organism in Eukaryota, Phaeophyceae, Ectocarpales, Ectocarpaceae. The record is from the annotation of a GenBank genome assembly.
CUACUGCCCGUGAAAUUCAAAAAUCUAUAGGUUUGAAAAACGAGUGAUGUACUGCUGUAGCCUUCUUUCCAUCUUCAAUGAUUUUACAUCAAUAUUAUUUAUUUCUCCUUAAAUUCCUAAAGCCAGCAAGCUGUCAAUAGACACUGCGCCGUGUCCCCUGUGAAGGGUACAUCUUACAGUACACGACACUACGGAGGGAUUCUCUCCGAUAUUUUGUCGUUGACCCAGCCUGGCGGCGCAGCCUCAAGAUAAAAAAAAAUCAACCCCAGCUGCACCGCUGCACCGCCGGGAAACCCAACGGUCGCGCUCCCUCAUCACCGCACCCGACACGGAGCGAGAGGAUGGCGCGCCUUGCGCGAGGUAGAAUCCGCUACGAGUGGUAUGAUGAGUGCAUGCAGGUUCUACUGCUUGCUGUGUUGUGCGCGCUAGCUGUAGAGGAGGACAUGUUCCUCGUGAUGGCCAUGUUUGGCGUAGCAAAGCUGGAGACAUGUUUCCUCUCCACUCCCGAGAACUACACUCCGCGAACUCUCCCCAAAUCCCAACCGCCGCCAGCGGCUUCCCGCCCCUAGUACGUGCGCCCAGAGCUACCGUCUCUUCCACCAACAACUGCUGUAACCUCUCCCUUCACGGGCGGGGCACCCGACUAGCUGCUGUUGUGGUCAUCUCCCGUGUGCUUCGAGUGCAGAGUCCAGACAGACCAACCUCGGAGUGUUUUGUUCUCGAUCCCACGAUGAACGCACACGAUCCUAACCGCGGCUUGACGUUCCCCUGUCGCGAUGUACUCCCGGGAGCGUUGUGCUCACGUGUGUGGGUGUGCGGGAAGCUGCGUGCGAGCUUGCCGACUGAGUUGAUACCUUCGUGUGUGUGCGAUGGCGCUCGUGUCAAUUUGUCGUUUUCUCGUGUCAAAAUACCUCAGGUGAAAAUAUUUUGACCACGUUUUAUACCUCAGGUGAAAAUGUGUUGGUUUUCGAAAAUUCUGACCUGUGAUUCUGACAUGAAAAAGUGCGGCGUAACCUCUCGUGUCAAAAUUCUGACGUCUCGUUAGGCCUGACCUCCAUCGGCCGUUUUUUUUUCCUUUUUCGGCCGCUUUUUUUCCUUUUUCGGCCGCCCCAAUUUUUAAUCGGCCACCCCAAUUUUUUUUUCGGCCACCCCAUUUUUUUUUUUCGGCCACCCUAGUGUGUGCCCGUACUAGCCCGUACAGGUAUCCUUUUAACACCCUCUCGUGCAUCCUAUGUUUGUUGCGCAAGAUGGAUCGGGGCUCGUCCAUUUGUCUGUGUUCUUCGGAAGUAAAUAACUCUGUGUCCAGUCGCAGUAAUGCACCGGUUUAUCACUAGUCAUCAUUGAGAAAAAGAGUACUAUUUCAUACCAUACGCCUCCGAAGCCUACUCUUUCGUGUUUCAUCUCUCAUGUCGUCUAUUGCCCGUCGCUCAUGUCCACGUCUACCCCCCCCGCCUCCGCGCUAGCCCC